Molecule: messenger RNA, 1653 nt
Organism: Neomonachus schauinslandi (Hawaiian monk seal)
Lineage: Eukaryota; Metazoa; Chordata; Mammalia; Carnivora; Phocidae
Gene: POLR3F
Product: RNA polymerase III subunit F
Exons: 9
Coding region: 73-1023 (316 amino acids)
Biological process (GO): transcription by RNA polymerase III
Cellular component (GO): RNA polymerase III complex
Source: RefSeq, a predicted model, not a curated record
UCGUCGGUUCCCCGACUGGCUAUCUGGCGAUCCCGAGCGUCUCUCCCCUCAGGGGCCGGGAACUGGGCAGUCAUGGCUGAGGUGAAAGUGAAGGUGCAGCCGCCCGACGCGGAUCCGGUCGAAAUAGAAAACAGGAUUAUAGAAUUAUGUCACCAGUUUCCUCAUGGAAUCACAGACCAAGUAAUUCAGAAUGAAAUGCCUCAUAUAGAAGCCCAGCAGCGGGCAGUGGCCAUCAAUAGACUGCUGUCCAUGGGUCAGUUGGAUCUCUUAAGGAGCAAUACAGGACUUCUAUAUAGAAUAAAGGAUUCUCAGAAUGCUGGUAAAAUGAAAGGAUCAGAUAACCAAGAAAAACUAGUAUAUCAAAUCAUAGAGGAUGCAGGAAAUAAAGGAAUAUGGAGCAGAGAUAUCCGAUACAAAAGUAACUUGCCAUUAACAGAAAUUAACAAAAUUCUAAAGAAUUUGGAAAGUAAAAAGCUUAUCAAAGCUGUUAAGUCUGUGGCAGCCUCAAAGAAGAAAGUAUAUAUGCUCUAUAACGUGCAACCGGACCGGUCUGUGACUGGUGGAGCCUGGUACAGUGACCAGGAUUUUGAAUCAGAAUUUGUAGAGGUGCUUAACCAACAGUGUUUUAAAUUCCUACAAACCAAGGCAGAAACAGCACGGGAAAGCAAACAGAAUCCAAUGAUACAAAGAAAUAGUUCAUUUGCCUCAUCACAUGAAGUGUGGAAGUAUAUCUGUGAAUUGGGGAUCAGUAAGGUAGAGUUGUCCAUGGAGGACAUUGAAACGAUCUUAAAUACACUCAUUUAUGAUGGGAAAGUGGAGAUGACUAUCAUUGCUGCAAAAGAAGGCACAGCUGGCAGUGUAGACGGACACAUGAAACUGUACAGAGCAGUCAAUCCAAUCAUCCCACCCACGGGUUUGGUCCGGGCCCCAUGUGGACUCUGCCCGGUUUUUGAUGACUGCCAUGAAGGUGGUGAGAUUUCACCAUCUAACUGUAUUUAUAUGACAGAGUGGCUCGAAUUUUAAUAGAGAACUGGGAACUUUCCUGACAUUUUGCAAAUGAAGUUACUUUGGGAGCAGAUAAUUUAACUCAUGAUGGAACAUCAAAUUCCCUUGAAAGCAAACUUCACAAUAAUGGAUAGACUUGCUGCUAUGAAAAAGUAUUUUUUUAUCUAUGAAGACUAAAUUUAUAUUGGUAGAGUAGCCAACAGAAUAUGAAGCAGGUAAGGCUAAUAGUGAAAUCCAUCCUUCAAUAAAUAAAAUACUUUGAACUUCAGGAAGACCACCUUCUGAAGCUUUCAAGACUUUUGAUGGUUCAUGGAAAAAGAAGCCAACAGAUCCAUAUUUGCCAUAUACUACAGUAAUGACUGAAGUUUAAAAAUGCCCAUUUUAAAGUUAUUUAUUAAGGUCUUCAUUGGAAAAUUUUGUAUCUGGUUCACUAUUGCCAUUUGUUUUCUCUUUUCUCAGUGGUUUCAUUGAGAAGGAAUCAAAAGCGGUGAGGCAGGAAUAGCACUUGGAGGCAUGAGUGGGGGAGAGAAUGGAACAUCCCUUUCCACACACUAUUCAUUCCUUUUUACAUCAGAAAUAUUCUUUCAGAGGAUUAUGCCUUUGUACUUACCUCAAAUGCAAAUGAUGGCUAUUGUCAAGGAUGUUUUC